CGCUGAACAAAAGCACAGCCUUCCUUCGACCUUUGAUCAUGGUCCGCCAACUGUAAUGUCUGCUCUUUUGUGAACACCCGACGACUGCAGCCCUCGCAAGCCUGCGACUUCCACCUUGAAUAGAAUUCUAUACACGCUGUCUUCACAACGAGGCUCUUGGGAGCAUCUACAAGCUGCUGCAUGACAGCCAUCGACGGAAUCCAGAGCCUCAUUACCCACUCAACCCAUUGCGAAGCUCUACUUUGAUCGAGGCCUCCUGAAAGCGACCGCCAGGGCGAAAGCCUGUACACAACGAUGUUGCGAUCGGCGUCGCGUGCUCUGCGCCAACAGAGGCUUCUGAUUGCUAGCAUUGCACCUCGCAUGAUGGCUGGAACAAGUAAGGUGCACACCUUCUCCGCCGUGCAGCCUCCGUUACUAGGAACACAGCCCACAGACGCAUUCCAGCUGGCAAAAGAGUCGGAGAAGCCAGAUCUCGAGCAGCAGAUAUUUGACACACAAGUGAAGCAGGUGAAAGAGUGGUGGGCAAGUCCAAGGUACAAGGGCAUCAAGCGACCUUACACGCCCGAAGAUGUUGUGAGCAAGCGUGGCACAUUGCAACAGGUCUACCCCUCCAGCUUGAUGGCGAGGAAGCUCUUUAACCUGCUAGAAGAGCGUGCUGCGGAGGGAAAGCCAGUCCACACAAUGGGCGCCAUCGAUCCAAUCCAGAUGACGCAGCAGGCACAGCACCAGGAAGUGCUUUAUGUCUCGGGCUGGGCAUGUUCUUCUGUCCUCACGACUACGAAUGAAGUCAGUCCUGACUUUGGCGACUAUCCGUACAACACCGUGCCCAACCAAGUACAGCGACUAUUCAAAGCCCAACAGCUGCACGAUCGACGGCAUUACGAUGCAAGACUUUCGAUGACUCUCGAGCAAAGAAAGCAAACGCCCUAUGUGGAUUACCUUCGACCAAUCAUUGCAGAUGGUGAUACCGGUCAUGGCGGUCUCAGCGCGGUCCUCAAGCUUGCGAAGCUCUUCGCCGAGAAUGGUGCAGCUGCGGUGCACUUCGAGGAUCAGCUUCAUGGCGGUAAGAAGUGCGGUCACUUGGCUGGCAAAGUCCUCGUGCCCGUGGGCGACCACAUCAACAGGCUAGUAGCGGCGAGAUACCAAUGGGACCUGAUGGGUUCUGAGAAUCUGGUAAUUGCUCGGACUGAUAGCGAGAGUGGCAAGCUGCUUUCGUCCGCGAUCGAUGCUAGAGACCACGAGUUCAUCUUGGGCGCGACUGACGAUGUCGAACCUCUGGCAGAGACACUCCAGAUCAUGGAGACCGAAGGCGCCUCAGGUCCCGAGAUUGACGCUUUUGAGGCGCAGUGGGUCAAAAAGCACAACCUCGUCACGUUCGAUGAAGCCGCGGAGGCGCACAUCAAAUCGCAAGGAAGGGACGCGCAAGCAUAUCUGAAGCAGACCCGCGACAACAGGAAUAUGCCGCUGCACAAGCGACGACAAGCUGCGGCUCAAGUGGCAGGGUCACCUGUGACAUUCAGCUGGGACACGCCACGAACACGAGAAGGUUUCUACCAUUACAGAGCCGGCAUUCCCGCGGCCGUCAAGCGUGCGAUCGAGUUUGGACCAUACGCAGAUCUUCUCUGGCUGGAAACAAAGGACCCAAGCGUGAAAGAGGCUGCAAGCUUUGCGAGGCAGAUCCGCGAAGUCCAUGCCGGCAAGAAGCUGGUAUACAACUUAUCGCCCAGCUUCAAUUGGUCCGCACAUGGCUUCAGUGACCAAGACCUGAAGAACUUCAUCUGGGAUCUCGCCGGACACGGCUUCACUCUGCAGCUCAUAUCUUUGGCGGGUCUACACAGCACUGCCACGAUCUCGCACGAGCUGGCGAAGGCUUACAGGACCGAGGGCAUGAAGGCAUAUGUAGAGAUUGUGCAGAGGAGAGAGAAGGAGGUGGGCACUGAUGUUCUCACGCAUCAGAAGUGGUCCGGCGCGACGUAUCUGGAUGGCAUUAUCGGGGCCAUACAGGCUGGCAGCAGCGGGAGCAGGAGCAUGGGCGAAGGGAAUACCGAAGGGCAGUUCUAGAAGUACAUGUAGUAUGAACAAUUGUACAGAUUUUGGAACUGGU
Molecule: messenger RNA, 2104 nt
Organism: Pseudocercospora fijiensis CIRAD86
Lineage: Eukaryota; Fungi; Ascomycota; Dothideomycetes; Mycosphaerellales; Mycosphaerellaceae
Exons: 1
Coding region: 295-2061 (588 amino acids)
Cellular component (GO): mitochondrial matrix
Molecular function (GO): methylisocitrate lyase activity; isocitrate lyase activity
Source: RefSeq, a predicted model, not a curated record